CGAAACAUCCAAUCUAUACUCUGGCGACGAUUUUGCAUGUGUAAUAUUUUAUAUUGAGAGAAAACGGCGAGGAUUCCUCCCCGGGAGCUUUUGGCCCAUGUCGCGCCAGAUCGACGUCGUCCUUUUCGAGUCCUUGACCGGCCAUGCCUGAGCAAUCGCAACCGCCCACAGCCCCAAUCGGCCCCGACCGCGCCGACCGCGACCACGAUACCUGGAGACUUCUCUCCCGCUCGCCGCACCCUUAUCACAGGCUGAACUCGGAGCUCUUCGAAGCGUCCGACCAUCCCACGUCCCAACCGAUCACCACCGGCCAUUAUUCAAGCGCCACAUCCACACACCCGUUCCCCGCCUUUGCGCGAGACUCGCCCAUCAGCGAGAGCGGCACCGAAGCUGACGACGAGCACUUCCUCAAGGGGCUGCCCGCUCCAAAGACACGGCCGCAUAAGGGACUGAGGGGCAGAAGUGAGCAGGCGUCGGCAUGUUCCACGCCAUUGCUCUCCCCGGCAGUGCUGGAAGAGGAGGGUCGCGAACUGCAUGCGAGUUCACAUCAUGGAGGUUACGGACGUGUCAAGAGGGGUGCUGCGGAGAGGGCUUGCCGGCGCAAGGAGCUGAUUCGAAGGGCCACCGAAGUGCUCCUGGUCGUGUGCCAAGGGGCAAUGGUUGCUUCCAGCACCAAGGUCUGGCCCUUUCUCCGCCUGUACCAGAGAGAAUUCAUAGCCGUAGGCGGGCUGUUCUGCGGUCUGGCUGUGGCCUACCCCUUGAGACUGGUUGCUUGGGCGUAUCGCCGGGGGAAGCCUCGGAGCCUUGUCCCACUACGCAUUCCCGCGACAUUCGAUCCAUCACCCGUCAUCUACCCUCCAUUGGUGCCUGUCAUUGUGUCGCUACUCAUCGCCGAGAACGUCAAUGGCGCUGUGCUACCGAGUUUGGUUCUCAGCAUAUGUACACUGCCGCGGCCGCUUGUCCCUGGUGCCCGAGACUCCGAGUACUACAGCGGCGGCCACUGGCUGCUAUCAUGUCUCCCCUUCACGUUGGGAUUUCUCGCGCCUACAAGGGAAGCGCUCUUGAGUGACGGGAUCUCGCGGGAGGUUUUGGUGUUGCUUUAUCCCUUGCAUCAGACCCUCUGCCUCGUCUUAUACCAACUCACAACCACCAGUCUCCUGGUCUCCGAGCUCCAGUUGCUUUCAGCCGCUCUCAUCAGCCUCCUUCUACUGGCUAGAUCUCCCCAAGCUGUCAUGCUGAAAGCACUACUCUGGGGAGGCGGCCUCGGCCUUGCUGUUUCCUGUGGCCAGGUGAUCCAAUGGGGAAUCUCUCUGGCUCGUGUGCCGAAGUGGCGUUUCAAGCAAGACAGGUCUCCCACGGGGAAUAAGUCCCUAUAUCGAUUUCUAUGGGACAUUUUGCCUCUCCAGCGCGCUCGCUCCGGCUUGGCGGCCCACCGCGAUGGCGCCCUGUCAGACACGGACCGUUCGGUGGAGGAGUAUCUUGACGGCCAAGCCUCUCCGCCUCUGAAAAAAACCAGACGGUCGGAUAGCGUGAGCGACGUCGAGCUCACGACGGGCGGUUUCACGAGCUGGACCACUGUUCAUCCUAAUAAUACCACAGAACCAUCACAGCAGAGCCCAUCUCGAAGACACACCGUUCCCGCAACGGGCAAACCGGUCGCUCGGGCCAAGUCAACUACUACCCCUUCAGGCCGCCGGAAACGCGCUACCUCGUCCAGCGUCCGCGCCUUCUUCUCCCUCACCCAAGCCCAAGCGACCGCGCGCAAGUGGCUCUACGCCGGCUACCUCUACCUCUGCAUCCUCCUCGUCAUCCUCGUCGGCAUUCGCCUUUACGUGCAGAAGUACGCCCUCUCCGGCCAAGAGCCCAUCGGUUGGGCGCUGGCCUACCUCUUCGGCGACAUUCCCCAAUUCCGCUUCCAAGUCGUCAACACCGGCCUCGAGCGCUGGAUCCCUCUUCCCCCCCUCCUCCCCCAUACCGCCGCCGGCGCAUCGUGCUGUAAAAACGGCUGGGUCGACCACACCCGCCGGCUCACCCUCGGCGGCCCCACGACCCGUCUCUUCCUGUCCGCCUACUGGCUCUUCAUCAUCCUCACCGGCCUUGCUGUCGUCUUCCGCCUCUCCCCGGUCUGCGAAGUCGACACCCGCCGCAAGGUCUUCCACUUCAUGAUGGUCGCCAUGUUCCUGCCCAUGACCUACGUCGACCCGUGCUACGUCGCGCUGGCUCUGGCCCUCAUGCUGGCCAUCUUCUUGGUACUGGAUCUCGUGCGAGCCAGCCAGCUGCCGCCUCUGUCCCGCCCGAUCGCCAAGUUCUUGACGCCCUACGUGGACGGGCGGGACCUGCGGGGACCCGUCGUCGUGAGUCACAUGUUCCUGUUGAUAGGCUGCGCGAUCCCGCUCUGGCUGAGCCUGGCGGCGAUCCCCCGUUCGGCCGAGGGAGACGGGCCUUCUGCGGGCUGGGAGGUGCCGACCCGGGAGGUGGGAAUGGUCGCCGGCGUGGUCUGUGUCGGGCUCGGGGAUGCGGCGGCGUCGCUCGUGGGCAGGCGCUGGGGCCAUCGGAGGUGGCUCUGGGGCGGCGGCAAGAGCCUGGAGGGGAGCGCGGCGUUCGCGCUGGCCGUCUUUGGCGGGUUGAUGAGCGCCGCGCUGUGGCUGAGGGUCGGCGGUUGGCCGGUCACGCCGUCGUCUGAUGUCGUCGGGGGGAUCCGCGAGUCUGGAACCAGAACCACCGGCUCGGGACUGGAUAGCCUCAUAACGAUAGACUAA
This is a messenger RNA of Thermothelomyces thermophilus ATCC 42464, 2759 nucleotides long. RefSeq lists its product as uncharacterized. The transcript has 3 exons. The coding region runs from base 144 to 2759 and encodes 871 amino acids. Gene Ontology annotation, cellular component: endoplasmic reticulum membrane. Gene Ontology annotation, molecular function: dolichol kinase activity. The record is from RefSeq and is a predicted model, not a curated record. Lineage: Eukaryota; Fungi; Ascomycota; Sordariomycetes; Sordariales; Chaetomiaceae. Gene Ontology annotation, biological process: dolichyl monophosphate biosynthetic process.